UGGCUGAUAUCAACUUAUAUUAACGCUCCACAAUAUGGGAACAAAAAUCUCUGCUAUUACGCAUAAGCAUAUGAUUAUGCCUCUUCCAAAAAUAUAAUAAAAUAGCAUUUGAAAACUCACCCUAGGGUUUUAUGAGGGUACAGAGCCAGGCGCCGAUGGCAAAUUUGCAGACUUAAAUGGGAAUCUGACAAUCUGUAAUGGAGUCUUCGAUCUCCUUGUCGUGAAAAUGGAGAACCCAGAUACAGAAACGAAAAGAUCUCCGCCGCCGCCUCCGCCUCCGUCUCAAGAACCAGAACCCAAGAAGCUCAAAAUGUCCACCACUACUACCUCAGAUGACGAAGACACCGGCGAAAAUACCUGCAACACCAAAAAACAAAGAUAUAAACGUAGAAAAAUUGCAAUUUUCUUCGCUUAUUGCGGUGUGGGAUACCAAGGCAUGCAAAAGAACCCAGGCGCCAAAACCAUAGAAGGCGACCUUGAAGAGGCUCUGUACCAGUCCGGCGCGGUUCCUGAACAGGACCGCAACAUUCCCAAACGCUAUGAUUGGGCCCGGUCGGCUCGUACAGAUAAGGGAGUCAGCGCCGUCGGCCAGGUGGUGUCGGGUCGGUUCUAUAUCGACCCGCCGGGAUUCGUCGACCGCCUCAAUUCGAAACUCCCAAGUCAGAUUCGAAUUUUCGGGUACAAGCGCGUGACGGCAUCGUUUAACGCUAAGAAGUUCUGUGAUCGGAGAAGGUAUGUUUAUCUUCUUCCUACGUUUGCCCUUGAUACUAGUUCGCAUCGCGAUAGAGAGAGCGUAAUGGCUAGUUUAGGAUCUGAUAAUGAGUUUGUUAAGUGUUUGGAAUGCUCUGAAAGAGGCCGUAAGGUUGAGGGCCUAUUCGGUAAGCGCAAUUACCAAUUGAGAGGUGCGGGUAUGAGUGUCGAGUCAAGCACUUUGUCUAAUCACUCUGAUGCUGCUUUAGACUGUAGAAGCAGUGAGGAAACUAUGGUUUCUCCAAUCAUUGUUAAUGGCGAUAAUUCAAAUUGUGAAUCGAAAACGGAAAUUAUUGUUGAAAAUGGGGAUUCUGCAAUUAAGCAGGUUGAAGAUACAAUUUUGACCUCGAAUGAGAGCGCUGAUUUGGAUUCCGAGGUUACUCUGGAGGAAAAGAAAGCUAAUGAUGAGGGUGAGCCUGAAAAGGCAAGUGGAUUUUCUUACGGUAAGGAGGAAAGAGAACGAUUCAAUAGAAUUUUGAAGUGCUACGAAGGUACUCAUAAUUUCCACAAUUUCACUACCAGGACAAAAGCCGAAGAUCCUGCAGCUCGUCGCUUCAUAAUUUCAUUUGAGGCAAACAAAGUAGUAACGGUCGAGGGCAUUGAAUUUGUCAAGUGUGAGGUUGUGGGACAAAGCUUCAUGCUUCAUCAGAUCAGGAAAAUGAUAGGGCUUGCAGUGGCAAUCAUGAGACACUGUGCUCCGGAGUCGUUGUUAGAGAAGGCUCUGCAGAAGGAUGUGAAUAUGAAUGUGCCUACGGCUCCUGAGGUUGGUUUAUACUUGGACGAGUGCCUCUUUUCGUCCUAUAACCAAAAAUGGAAAGACAGUCAUGAAGAGCUUUCAAUGAAAGCGUAUGAACAAGAGGCGGAAGAGUUCAAAAUGAAACAGAUUUAUUCUCAUAUUGCAUCGACGGAACGUAAAGAAGGUGUGGUGGGUCUCUGGUUGCACUCUCUCAACCACCGAAAUUAUCCAGAUUUACGUGUUGUCGACGGUGCUAGCCCAACUUAGGCGAUGAAAGAGAGAGAGAGAGAGAGAUAAAAAAAAGACUCUUUUAAUUGAAUUGUAUUUUAUCAAUUAAUAUUGAUUAGUGUAUGGUUACAAUAUACUUGAAUCUGUGUUGCUAUAAUUUUUUUUUUUUUUUUUCAAAUGAAUUUCAGUCAUAAUCAUUUUUGUCUAACGCUAUGUCAAUAGUGCUUUUUGGAUGUUAUCACCUGACCUUAGAGGUCUUUUCCAAUUCAAUGAGCAUAUCCUCCCAUUGUAACGUGCAUGCGAAUUGUAAA
Ziziphus jujuba (common jujube) is the source of this 2025-nucleotide messenger RNA. RefSeq lists its product as uncharacterized. Gene Ontology annotation, cellular component: nucleus. Lineage: Eukaryota; Viridiplantae; Streptophyta; Magnoliopsida; Rosales; Rhamnaceae. Bases 227 to 1753 code for a protein of 508 amino acids. The transcript is spliced from 2 exons. Gene Ontology annotation, biological process: mRNA pseudouridine synthesis; tRNA pseudouridine synthesis. Gene Ontology annotation, molecular function: RNA binding; pseudouridine synthase activity. The record is from RefSeq and is a predicted model, not a curated record.